Molecule: messenger RNA, 1062 nt
Organism: Torulaspora delbrueckii
Lineage: Eukaryota; Fungi; Ascomycota; Saccharomycetes; Saccharomycetales; Saccharomycetaceae
Gene: ARR3
Product: Arr3p
Exons: 1
Coding region: 1-1062 (353 amino acids)
Biological process (GO): antimonite transmembrane transport; arsenite transport
Cellular component (GO): plasma membrane
Molecular function (GO): arsenite transmembrane transporter activity; antiporter activity; antimonite transmembrane transporter activity
Source: RefSeq, a predicted model, not a curated record
AUGACUGCGGUGGAGAAACUGGGCUUUGUUGAGAGGUUUUUGACAUUAUGGAUUUUUCUAUCUAUGUUAAUCGGGGUACUUCUUGGGUACUAUGUUCCAGAAGUAAAAGAUAGACUUGGUUCAUCGAAAUUUGCAGAUGUUAACAUUCCUAUGGCUGUAGGACUAAUAUGGAUGAUGUACCCAAUUCUAUGCAAGGUUAGGUACGAAAUGCUGCACAAGGUUAUGGCUACAAAACAAGUUUGGAAAGAUAUUGGAUACUCAGUAAUAAUCAAUUGGCUUGUGGCACCUCUGAUAAUGGUCAUUUUGGGGUGGGCAACCUUGCCUGACCUGGUGGAGUACCGUAGCGGCCUUGUGCUCGUUGGAACGGCUCGGUGCAUAGCAAUGGUACUUGUAUGGAACAGGUUGGCGGGUGGAGAUGAAGAAUUUUGUGCAAUCGUCGUUGCUAUCAACUCUAUGUUGCAAAUUGGACUUUAUGGACCACUCUCCUACCUGUUUGUUGUGAUCUUUUCGAGAGGAACUCAUAUGGGGAUAAGCAUGUGGCCAGUUGUUCAAAGUGUGCUAGUGUUUCUAGGCAUCCCUCUAGGUGGUGCAGUCUUUACUAGGCUCGUGUUGUACAAAAUAUCACCAACAUUUUAUGACAAGAAGUUCAUCAGGAUUUUGGCUCCUACCUCGUUAUUGGCGCUUCUGUUCGUUAUUAUCAUAAUGUUUGCAAUGCAGGGACAUGAAAUCGUUACCAACAUCAAGACGGUCCUAAGGGUUAUUGUGCCACUGUUGGUGUAUUUCACAUUUAUGUUCUUCUCAGUGCUGGCAUUUUGUUACUAUUUCUGUGUGCCAUACAAGCUAACCGUCGUACAGAGCUUUACAGCUGCUUCCAAUAACUUUGAGCUCGCAAUUGCAGUGGCUGCAAGUGUCUACGGUGAAGCUAGUAAGGAAGCGAUGGCUGCCACGAUUGGACCGUUGGUCGAAGUUCCAGUACUCUUAGCAUUUGUGCACGUUUUAUUAUUUAUCAAAUCCAACUGGUAUGAUCGAAAGACUGAACUCUGUGGUUGCAAGGAGGAUUGA